AUGAGCAGAGCGAUGAGCUCGUCACUGGGCGCACGACCGUUGUCUGCCGAGGCCUACAAUGUCAAGGAAUUGCCUGGCGACGAGCCCAACGAUGUCGUCUUCGAGAGCAAGUACGGACUUAGAACCGUGCUGCUAAACCGCCCAAAGAAGCUCAACUCCCUCAAUGGAUCCAUGAUUCGCAAGAUCGUUCCCCGGCUGAUCGAGUGGGAGAAGUCUGACAUGGCAAACGUCAUUGUCAUGAAGGGUGCUGGCGAGAAGGCUCUUUGCGCCGGCGGCGAUGUUGCCGCACUGGCUCAGUACAACCAGGAGGGUGCCGAUGGAUGGAAGAAAUCAGCCGACUACUUUGCUCUCGAAUACCAGCUGGACCACUACAUUGCCACAUAUCAGAAGCCCUACAUUGCCUUCAUGGACGGUAUCACCAUGGGUGGCGGCGUUGGACUGAGUAUCCACGCACCCUUCCGAAUUGCGACUGAGAGGACAAUGUUUGCCAUGCCCGAGACGACGAUUGGAUUCUUCCCCGAUGUCGGUGCUUCUUUCUUCCUGCCUCGGAUGAACGGCUCCAUCGGAACCUACCUCGCGCUGACUAGCGACCGGCUCACUGGACCCAACGUCUUCUACAGCGGUAUUGCGACUCACUACCUACACUCGUCAAGCUUGCCAGAUCUCGAGGCACGUCUGGCAGAGUUGCGCUUCCGCGAUGAGGACCCUCUCCCCCGGAGGCUCGAGCUCAUCAACGAUACGUUGGAGGAGUUCUGCACCGGCCUGCCCUACGACCAGGCCUUUGCUCUGAGCGGUGAAACUCGACGGGCCAUUGACCGAUGCUUCAGCAAGAACAACGUGAAUGACAUCAUUGCUGCCUUGAAGGAAGAGCGGGGUGAGACUGAAGAGUGGGCGCAGAAGCAGCUGGCCACGCUUGGGAAGCGGUCGCCCACUGCCGUGCAUGUUGCCCUUAGGCAGAUGCGGGUUGGCGGUAAAUGGAGCAUCUCGGAGACCUUUGAGAAGGAACACCAGAUUGCCAGCAAGUUCAUGCAGCACCACGACUUCACGGAGGGUGUGACGGCGCUGCUGGUGCGUAAGGAGGCUGCCAAGUGGCAACCCGAAUCUCUCGAGGCCAUCCCAGCCAGCGAGAACACUGCCAAGCCCUUCUUCGACUUCAACAAGGACGCCGGAUUUAAGCUGUUUACGGACCGCACCUACUCCGAAUACCCCUUCGCCGCCCUCGGCGUGCCUACGGAGAAGGAGAUUCAGGCCAUUGUAUCUGGCAACUCUCUUACACCAGCAGAACUCGCGAAGCAGGUCAAGGCGUCAAGAAAGAACCGACAGGGUGUGGCAGAGGUUGUAGACGAGAUUAUCAGCAGGAAAACAACAGUUGACGAGCAAGGCAAAGCCAAGUGGGUGGCCGGUGAUUCUGCAGCAUCAAGUCGACUAUAA
Messenger RNA from Trichoderma breve, 1431 nucleotides. Its product is annotated as enoyl-CoA hydratase/isomerase domain-containing protein. The coding region runs from base 1 to 1431 and encodes 476 amino acids. Gene Ontology annotation, biological process: L-valine catabolic process. The transcript has 2 exons. Gene Ontology annotation, molecular function: 3-hydroxyisobutyryl-CoA hydrolase activity. NCBI's taxonomy places the organism in Eukaryota, Fungi, Ascomycota, Sordariomycetes, Hypocreales, Hypocreaceae. Gene Ontology annotation, cellular component: mitochondrion. The record is from RefSeq and is a predicted model, not a curated record.